Chrysoperla carnea is the source of this 5086-nucleotide messenger RNA. RefSeq lists its product as uncharacterized. Lineage: Eukaryota; Metazoa; Arthropoda; Insecta; Neuroptera; Chrysopidae. The record is from RefSeq and is a predicted model, not a curated record. The coding region runs from base 172 to 4842 and encodes 1556 amino acids. The transcript is spliced from 9 exons.
CUUGACAAAGAGCAAACAUUUAGUGUAUGUGUUUUACAAACUAACUUUCUUUAUCUUAUACUCACCAAUAAAUAAAAUAACUUGGAUGUUUGUUCACGAAUAUUAAUAAAUUUGAAGGUGCAUUUUUCCGGUAAUUAAUAAAAAUACACAGCUUGAAUUUAGCAAAUCAAAAUGGAUAUUAUCGGUGAAAAACCUCCAGAUACAGAUUCCAAACCAGAUAUAAUAUGUAAUACAGAACUAGAAAUAACUAAUUCUACAUUACAAAGUAAUGAAACCAUAGAAAGUACUGGCUUAAAGAUUGAUGAAAUCAAAGAUGAUUUAAAAGAGGAUACUGAAAACAUUCAAAAUAUUCCAUCAGAUAAUGAUAUGGAAAUUGAUUUUGAAUGUUCAAAAAGUGAACUGGAACAAAAUAAUGGGAAUAUACAAGAAAAAAUAGAUGAAAAUAAUAUUGAAAUACUAAUUGAAGAUAGCCAAACAAGUAAUGGCAAAAUGGAGGAAGCUAAAACUAGACAAAACGAUUUAAACGAUGUUAUUGAAAUAGAAUCAGACCAAAAUGAUUCAAAUAAUAAAAGUGAAAUUGAUAGUGAAUCAAAACCAGAGAAUUAUAAUGAAAACGAAUAUAAAAUAGAUCAAACUGGCGACAAAGACAAUUCUACACUUACUGCAGAGAAUGAUACAGUCAAUAUUGAAGAAAAUGAAAAUAUUGUAAAUAUCGAUGAAAAUGAGAGGAAUAAUGUAAAUAUCGGCGAAAAUGAGAGUAAUAUUGAGAACAUGGAUGAAAAUGUGAGUACUAUUGUAAACAUAGACGAAAAUGAGAGCCAUAUUGUAAACAUCGAAGAAAACGAUAAUAAUGUUGUGAAUAUCGAAGAAAAUGAUAGUAACAUUGUAAAUAUCGAAGAUGAUUCAUCCUCACCUGACGACGUUCAAAUAAUUAACAAUGAAGAUAAUACAAAAUCACCAGAACCUGUUGAGCCAACGCCAAAAUCAGAAACACAACAGAUUAACAACAGUAUUAGUGCCAAACAAAAGAUUGAUUCACAAAAUCUUGUCGAUAGUAUCGCAUCCGAAUGGAAUAUGUCUGAUGGUGAAGGUGAUGCAGACUUUCCACCGAAAUCAGCAUCAAGUCCUGCACCAAUAUCUUCUCCAAAAACUAAUGAAAAAUCAUCAGCUGAAAUAAUUGCCAUGGAAUGGGAUGAUGGAAGUGCACCCAAUGAGAAUAUAAAUACUGAAAAUAAAAUUAUUGAAGAAAUCGUUCAAGAUGAUGUCGAAAAGAAGCCUGAUAUACAUGAAGAAAAUAAUCAUUCAGGUGAUCAGGGUGGUGAUUCAACAAAUUCCAUUAUUUGUACAGUUAUUGAAAAUACUGAAGAAAAUACAGAGAAAAAUGAAAACCAAGAAAAUAUUAUAAUUCUUCAUGAUUUAUCGGGUUUGAACUUAAAUAAUCAAAAUAGUGGAAUAACAAUUAUAUCUGUUGAUGAAAAUCCAGAUAUGAAUUCUGCACCAAAUGCAACAAAUGAAAAUUCAUAUGUUAUUCAUGAAUUAAAUAUUGAACCACCUCCUUCCAAUUUAACCCAAUCCACGAACAAUGAUUCAAGCUGUACUCCAACAACAAAAAUUGUGGAGAAACGACGCUCAAAUCGUUCAUCCAAAUAUCCGUAUGUUGUAUGUUCAAAAGAAGACCUUUGUAAGGAAAUCGAACAAUCUAGCCGAAAAUCCACAGAUCUUCCGCCUGGCGGAGAUGUUUUAUUCAAAAAUCAAAUAAUUAAACGAUUAGCGAGUAAAAUCUUACCAAAAUCGUUAAACAAUUCACCAACAGUUUUAAAUAAUGUUGAUAUAAAGCCACCUGUUUUUGAUAAACCUGCAACUCCUACAAAUGUAACAACAGACCAGGAAUUAUUAGACAUCUUAGAAGGUGAUGCCGAUAUUGAUGUUUAUAACUUACAAAAGGCAAAGGAAACACAUCUAGCUGGAGAUGAUUCUAAAAUAUUAAAAGCUGAUGAAAUUUUAACAACAACGUCAUCAGGUACGCCACGGUCAAAACUAAAGAAACUCGAUCCCGAUCUGGAACGUGAAAUUGCAUUACAACAAUUAAGCGAAAUGCCAGAUUUACCGACAACAAAUAAACGUAAAGGUAAAAAUAACAAUGUGGUUCUCACGAAUGUUCCAUCAACAAAAAUAAUUGAAAAAACUGAAAAUCCAGUUGAAGGAGGGGAUCCAUUUAAAUUUGUUGAAAAUACAAAAACUGUUGGUACACCAAAUAAAUAUGGCGCAACUGUAGCGUCAGUGAAAACGUACAGUCGAAAGGGUGCCCCACUAGUUGAGCCAAGUUUAAAAGAUAUUGUAAUACCAAAGGAAUUAGAACAACAUAUAGAUUUUAAUAAGCAAUUAUCACCGAAACGGCGAAAAUAUAAUCGAAAAUCUACGUCUGAAACUCCAAAACCGGUUAAAUCAACAAGUAAAAAAACAAAGAAAGUUGAAUCUGCUAAUAAGAAGAAUGCUAAAAAGGCAGAGAAGAAUGAAAAAGAAGAAAAUUAUAAAGCAGAUGAAAAUGAUAAAGCAGAUGAGAAUGAUAAAGCAGAUGAAAAUGAUAAAGAAGAUAAUAAUGUUAAAGAAGAUAAAAAUGAUAAAGCAGAUAAGAAUGCUAAAGCAGAAAAAAAUGAUAAAGACGAUAAAAAAAUUGAAAACAAAAUUUUCCUUACUGAUGAUACAAGUAAUGUCUUAAUUAGUAAAAGAUCUCGUAUUAUUAAACGAAAAAUUAUUUGGGAUCCAUCUUUAAAAGCACCCACAUAUGUAUUACCAUCUGUCGCCAAAGGUAAAGUACAAAAACCUAAAAAUGUAAAACAUUUGAUAUCGAAGAAAAAAUUAAAAUCAAUUGGUAAUGCAAUAAUUAAGGAUAAAGACGAAUCCGUGAAGGAUGAAAAUGAUGAUUCAGAAAAAAAAGAGAAUAUUAAAGAGAAUAAUGUAAUAAGUAAUGAUACUGUUGAUAAAACAGAGGACAUAAAAGAAGAAACUGAAGAAAGCAGUUCUCCAAAUGUGACACCAAAUAAACGAAAAGUCGAAUCUGUAACAUCAACUUCAUCAUCAGGUGGGACACCACAAGCACGUAAAAAGAAAUUCAAAUACAUGUCAGAAAUUGAUAAAUUGUUAAUGGAUGAAGGUGCAGUUAAUAUGUUGUAUUCUGUGGAGCAGGAUGAAAAAACACCGUUGGUACGUAGACAACAACGUGUCAUAUCAUUGGAUAAAUUCGAUAAGGAGAUUGCUAAAAAGAAAAAAAUGAUUCUGUCUGCAUUAAAUACAUCACCAGAAACAGCUCCAAAAGCAUUACGAAAGAAAGAUUCUAGCGCGACACCACCUGUUCGUAAAAAAUCACGUGAUUCAAUUCGUAGUUCUAUACAAUCACCACCACCUUCUCCAAAUUCAAUGUUUCCACCACGUGCUGAAGCUUCACGUAUCAUACGUCGACAUUCGAGCUCAAGUUCAUUUUCUAGUGAAUGUAUGAGUCCUCGACGUUUAAGUGUAGUUGAUGCGCCGACCUUACCUGUUGGCAAUGAAAAAAUUAAAAAAACAACCACAUCCGAAGAUGGAUUUAAAAUUACAACACAAAAACAAACAAAAAAAGAAAAUUCUACGAUAGUAGCAACAUCACCAACAAAGAAAAUGCGUAUUAUGAAAAUUGUACAGCCACGUAAUUUACGCCGUCGAGGUGGUGUUCCUAUUUUUAUUAAAAAGAAUAAAACAAAUAUAUAUCCAACGGGUACAAAAUCAAAAUAUCUUCUUAAGAAAAUUGAAAAUAAAAUUGAUGGGAAGACAGAUGAAAAGGAAGAAUCUGAACAAAAACAAGAAAAAAAUUCUACAGAGACUGAAAAUAACGUAGUAUUAAGAAGUGCCGUACAACCGAAAACAUCGAAAAAAGAAACACCGAUUAAAAGUUCUAGUCCAACACCUGAAUCAUAUCAAAAUAUUGUUAAAAGUUUAGAUAGUAAUGAAAUUUCAAAGAAGAAGGACGGUACUGGUGGAGAUGUUGAGAAACAAAGGACAAGUAGUCGACAAAAUGCUGGCACAUAUAAUUAUAAAGAAAUAAGUGUUCGAAAGUAUGAUGAAUUAGUACAAAUUAUUUUUACACCACAAUCAUCAACAAAAAUGAAAAAUUCAUUAAAUAUACAGACGAUGCGUGAAUUUUGUGAUGCAUUAGCAACAUUAAAGAAAGAUUCCAGUUGCAAAGUUUUGUUAAUAACAUCAACAGGGAGUGUAUUUUGCCGAGGGCUAGAUUAUACACCACUAAUCCAACAAAAUAUGGAAAAACGUAAAACAAUUGCGCAAGAAACGGCAAAUGCUGUUAAAGAGUUUGUACGUGCCAUUGUACAAUUUCCACGUCCAGUAAUAGCUGGUGUACAGGGUGCUGCAUCUGGUCUUGGUGUUGCAAUACUUCCAUUGUGUGAUUUAGUAUUUGUAUCAGAUAAAGCUACGUUUUCAAUGAAUCAGUGUAAAUUGGGCUGUUUACCCGAAGGAGCUGCAAGUGUAUCAUUACCACAUGUUACAUCUCAUGCUGUUGCAGCUGAAUUAUUAAUAGCUGGUCACACUUUAACUGCAAUGGAAGCAUUAAGACAUGGACUUGCAUCCAGAGUACUGUGGCCUGAAGGCUAUUUCCAAGAAUUAAUUCCAUUGUGUAAGGCAAUUGCUUCACAAUCUUCACAAUCAAUGGAUACAACAAAACUAUUAAUACGUCAUUCAUUAUCAUUAAAACUGGAUGCAGCACUUGACUCAGAAUCACACAUUUUGGCACAGCAUUGGGUGAGUUCUGAAUGCCAACAAUUACUGAAGAAAUUCGUGGAACAACAGGAUUAAAUAAGUUUUGUGUAAAAAAAAAAAUAAGCGACCAAAAUACGUGUUUUUGUUUUUUUUUUUCUUUUUUUUUUUUUAAUUUAAAGCGACAGCGAUUUAAUCCGUCGAAAAAAACAUUUCUCGAUAUACACAAUAUGUUGAAGACUCAUUCCGGUUCAUUUUUUCAAUAAAUAAAUUUGUUUUCUUUUUCCAAAUAAUGGAUUUGUGUUACGUAGUUUGUGAAUAAAUUAAUAUUGAAAAAUUUCUG